Molecule: messenger RNA, 1507 nt
Organism: Aricia agestis (brown argus)
Lineage: Eukaryota; Metazoa; Arthropoda; Insecta; Lepidoptera; Lycaenidae
Gene: Hs3st-B
Product: heparan sulfate glucosamine 3-O-sulfotransferase 3B1
Exons: 6
Coding region: 415-1446 (343 amino acids)
Molecular function (GO): [heparan sulfate]-glucosamine 3-sulfotransferase activity
Source: RefSeq, a predicted model, not a curated record
UCUGUUUACAAUUACACCUCAUUUGCCAUUGAAAGUUGUAAACUCCCAUGUUUGUCCUCACCCUCGUGACCCGGCGCGCGGCGGGGGUUUCAUUAAUUCAUGAGAGGUGUCUUCUAGGUACGUUUUCCGCGGGGAGAUUGCGCAGUGCGACUCAUUUCAUCAGAUGCGGUAAAGAUACCGCAGUCCCCGGUCGUGGUGUGUCGCAUUAACUUUUGUUUUGUUACAUAAAAUGUUAUAAUUUAAAUACGACUGAUAAAUAAAACUGCUGAAUAAAAUUAGUUAUAGUUCAACAUAUCGGUACAUAUCGGUAAAAUGUUUCUAAUUUACAUAAUUUAUACAGCGUACUUAGGUCGUGCGGAAUUUUGAAUAGCAAAUGAAAAUAAAAAUAUUUACAAAUGAAUUCAAAACUCAGCAAUGAAAUGGAAUCUAGGUCUAACGAAACGCAGUUUAUUUAUAUAUUUCACAUUGCUGUUUCUAUUAUAUUUAUUAUAUGUUACGAAUAUUUAUUUAGUUGACGAAAAAAAGCUGGGAAUGCAAUAUUUAAAUUUAGGACAUCAUGUUUCCAAGUAUAAAGGUUUAACUAUACGAAUUGGCGCGCUUUUUGGUUACACUUUUAAAGAAAAUAUGUUCCGUGAUUUUUAUAACAGAAGCUUGCCUACGAAGAGACUGCCUGAUGCCUUGAUAAUAGGAGUUAAGAAAUGUGGUACACGUGCCCUUUUGGAGUUUUUAAGGUUACAUCCAGAUGUGCGCGCUGCCGGAUCUGAAGUGCAUUUUUUUGAUAAGUACUAUUAUAAAGGAUUCCAAUGGUACAGAGACAGAAUGCCACUUACCAUCGAAGGCCAGAUUACUAUGGAGAAGACACCGUCAUACUGGGUGACGCGGUCAGCGCCAAGAAGGGUGUAUACUAUGAAUCCUGCGGUCAAAUUGAUAGUGGUGGUUAGAGACCCCGUCACACGCGCCAUUAGUGAUUAUACACAGUCUGCCAGUAAGCGUCCAAGUUUGCCACGCUUUGAGGAUCUGGCGCUGAUAAACGCGACAGUGGGCUGGGGUGGUCCAUGGUCAGUGAUAGACUCGUCUUGGCCGCCACUGAGACUGGGGAUCUACGCUCGGCCGUUGCGUCGCUGGAUCCGACGGUUUCCGAGAUCGAGGAUCUUGUUCAUAAGUGGCGAAAGACUCGUUUUGGAUCCUGCUGCCGAAAUGGCUAGGGUACAGAAAUUCCUCGGACUCAAAAUUGUGAUAACUGAGAAGAAUUUUUAUUUUAAUUCUACUAAAGGAUUUCCAUGUCUGUACAAGUCAGAGAGCAGCACUCCACACUGUCUUGGUAAAAACAAGGGAAGGAGUCAUCCGUUCAUUGAUCCAGUUGUGAUAGAAAGGUUGAGAGAAUUUUAUAAACCGUACAACGAAAGAUUUUACGAACUUUCCGGUAUUAAUUUCGGUUGGCCAUAGACCGUAGACCAUAGAGUUACUUCCGUCAAUUUAAAUUUAAAUAUAAAAAGAAUAAUUUGCU